AUGACUUCUGAAACCGAUAUUUCAAUAAUUCGAAGUUGUCUUCUAUUUUUCGCAAUUUUCGGGAUUUUCGGCAAUUUGAAUAUCGUAAUUGCAACUCGACGCAAUAAAAAUCUUCAACACAAAUGCGGAAUUCUUUUGGCGAUUUUGGCGAUUUGUGAUACGAUUUGUUUAUUGAACGAAUUUCAGAGCUUUUUGAGAAUGACUUUCGAUUUGGGACAAACUACACUGAAGUUGGUUUUUUUUUUCCAAAAAAAAAAAAGAAAAAAAAAAUAAAAGAAAAAAAGCUUCGCAGGCGGGAGGAGUCGAACCCGCGUAUAAAAUUUUACAACGCGCGCGCGCUAACCACUCGGCCACGCAGCUGUUUUUUACUUCAGAGAAUUUUUCGUUGAUAAGAAAGCCAAAUUUUCCAGCAAAUGUUUCUACUUCAAUCUAACCUAUAUUUUAAUCGAACCUCUCGAAGUCUACAUGAUUUUCAUUCUUGCAAUCGAUCGAUUAAUCGCAAUCAAUUACAGUAUUUUUUAUCGGAAAAUUCCAAAAUCCAAAUAUAUUUUAUCAAUGUUAAUACCUGGUUUGAUUAUAGCUGCAAUAUUUUUGAUUUCGAGUUUUUUGAAUUUACCAAAUUCAAAUUCAAAUUCAAAUUCAACAAUAAUAAUGGUUGAUUCAUGUAUUCUACCGUAUUCCAUGCCAGAAAAUGUGUCAUAUUGGUGGAAUCAAUAUAAUCUAUGGGGCGCAGUUGCAACUCUUUUUAUUUAUUUUUAUACUUAUGUUACUGUAUAUUGUUGUAGUAAGUUUACUGUAAUCAGGGAGAAAAUUACUGGGGGUACUGUAGCUUUAGGGAUUACUGUAGCCUAAUUUUAUCCCAAACUGACAAAGGGUUACUGUAGACCAAACUACAACGUUUCAAAAUCAGAGGGUUUUCCGAACUGCAAGGAUUACUGUAGCCUAAUUGUAUCCCAAACUGACAAAGGGUUACUGUAGCUUCAUACUACAAUUUCUUUUGUAGUCUCAAAAUCAGAACUGCAAAGAUUACUGUAGUCAAGAAUUUUCAAGAAUCGAUGUUUCAAACCAGACUGCAAGGUAUACUGUAGCCUGAGAAUAGAAUGUUGCUAGAACUACGGUAUAUACCGUAAUAGAACUGCAAAAGGUACCAGAAAAUCAGAAAUUUUGUGAAUUUUCAGCCUUCAAACAAAAAAACAAGAAAAACUUGCAAAUUCAAAAAAAGAUCCUAAAUACAGUAAUCGUGGGCGCCGCGAUUUUCUCAAUUUCCUCAGUUUUAUCCGCAAUUCUUAUUGUCAUUUUCACAAAUAUGAAAAAUGCACCAAUUGAUCCGGAUACUGUAUCAACUUAUGCUGUUAUUCCAGGUAAUUUUUUUAAAUUUUUUAUUAUUUUUGAAAUAUCCUAAAUAAUUUCUUAUAGGUCUAAUCUCAUAUUCUUGCAAUUUUUAUGUGUAUUUUUGGCGGAGUUCUGAUUAUUAUAAUGCAUUUGUAAAACAACUUUUUUGUGGAAGAAAUUUGGGAAAUCAAGAAAAUUUAGCACCGCCUUCUAAAAAAUCGAGUUCAGUUUCAGUUAUGGUUAAAAAAGCGCAAGAAACUUGA
Caenorhabditis angaria is the source of this 1595-nucleotide messenger RNA. NCBI's taxonomy places the organism in Eukaryota, Metazoa, Nematoda, Chromadorea, Rhabditida, Rhabditidae. The record is from the annotation of a GenBank genome assembly.